GUUUCUAUUUCAUCGUAGGGUCUAUUGCAUCGCCAAGAUUUCACCACUUAAAGUAAUUUAAAAUUUACAAAAAGGAAAAAAUUAAAAAUGUGGGUUAUUCCUUUGCUGCUCCUGUGCCUGGUAUUGCUUUACAAGUAUGUGAGGCAUCAUUAUACAUCCUGGCAGAGAUUGGGCGUGGACGAGGAGCCAGCCCAGAUUCCCUUUGGCAUUAUGACGUCGGUGAUGAAGCAGGAGAAGAGCUUGGGCGUGGUCUUGAGGGAUAUAUACGACCGGCACACGGAAAAGAUUGUGGGCAUCUACAUGAUGAACAAAAGAAGUAUCCUUAUCCGUGAUGCUGUCCUGGCGCGUCAGAUCAUGACCACCGACUUUCAUAGCUUCCAUGAUCGCGGAGUUUAUGUGGAUGAGGAGAAGGACCCGUUGUCCGGUAAUCUAUUCAACUUGAGGGGAGCCUCUUGGCGGAAUCUUCGCCAGAAGCUGACACCUUCAUUCUCGUCGGGAAAAAUCAAAGGGAUGUUCGGAACCAUAGACGAUGUGGGUGACAAGUUGGUGCAGCAUCUGGAGGGCACCCUGGAGCAAAACGAGGUGGUUGAGAUUAAGGAUGUGAUGACCACCUAUGCCGUGGACAUAAUAGGUUCCGUUAUUUUUGGCCUGGAGAUCGACAGUUUCAAGAAUCCGCAAAAUGAGUUUAGGGAAAUAAGUAGUUCGACUGCAAAGGAUAAAUCGCUUUUGCUGAAGAUCCACAACAUGUCCAUGUUCAUCUGUCCGCCAAUUGCCAAGCUUAUGAAUCGGCUGGGAUAUGAGAGCCGUAUCCUUACAUCCUUAAGGGACAUGAUGAAGCGAACAAUCGAGUUCCGGGAGAAGAACAAUGUCGUUCGCAAGGACCUGCUGCAAUUGCUUAUCCGUUUGCGAAAUACGGGAAAAAUUGGCGAGGAUGACGAUGAGGUGUGGGAUGUGGAAACCGCCCAGGAUCAGCUCAAAUCGAUGUCCAUUGAAAAGAUUGCAGCUCAGGCUUUUGUCUUCUAUGUUGCUGGCUCGGAAUCCACGGCUGCCGCUUCUGCCUUUACACUCUACGAACUAUCCAUGUAUCCGGAGUUAUUAAAACAAGCCCGGGAAGAGGUGGAUGCCGUCCUUAAAAAACACAACCUCAAGCCAAAGGAUAAGUUUACCUAUGAAGCUGUUCAGGACAUGAAGUUUUUGGAGCUCUGUAUUAUGGAAACUAUUCGCAAGUAUCCUGGCUUGCCCUUCUUAAAUCGCGAGUGUACGGAGGACUAUCCUGUUCCUGGCACCAAUCAUGUAAUAACCAAGGGCACACCCAUCUUGAUCUCGUUAUUUGGUAUAAACCGUGAUCCGAUUUACUUUCCCAAUCCCAACGAUUAUGAUCCUCAUCGUUUCGAUGCUGAUAUUAUGAACUACAAUCCAGCAGCUUAUAUGCCUUUUGGCGAAGGUCCUAGGCACUGUAUUGCUCUUCGCAUGGGCAAGAUCAACUCCAAAGUGGCAGUAGCCAAGGUGUUGGCCAACUUUAAUGUCAUACAGUCUCCCAGAAAGGAAGUUGAGUUCGCCUUCGAUGCUGCUCCGGUUCUAGUUACGAAAGAGGGCUUAAAACUUCACUUAACCAAGAGAAAUUAAUGAGUGUAUAUUUUAAAAAAGUAUAAUCAUAUACUCGAAGAUUUAUCACUCAAUAAACAAUGCGAAGCUUAAAGCUUUAAGACUGGUUUUCAAAUCAAAACAUAAACAGAGUCGGAGUUAGCAGCUGAUUAUACCGGCAAACGUGUUUGGGUUUUCAAAGUUUGAAGUUUCAUUAAAAGUUUAAAAUAAAUAUUUCCCGAACAAUAUAUCCGAAAAUAAUAAAUAUAUAUAUCUCUCAUCACUUUUCCAAUAA
Messenger RNA from Drosophila ananassae, 1879 nucleotides. RefSeq names its product probable cytochrome P450 6d2 (gene Cyp6d2). The transcript is spliced from 4 exons. The record is from RefSeq and is a predicted model, not a curated record. NCBI's taxonomy places the organism in Eukaryota, Metazoa, Arthropoda, Insecta, Diptera, Drosophilidae. Gene Ontology annotation, molecular function: monooxygenase activity; heme binding; iron ion binding. The coding region runs from base 88 to 1626 and encodes 512 amino acids.